This is a messenger RNA of Microthlaspi erraticum, 354 nucleotides long. The record is from the annotation of a GenBank genome assembly. Lineage: Eukaryota; Viridiplantae; Streptophyta; Magnoliopsida; Brassicales; Brassicaceae.
AUGGGUUUAGCUGCAGCAAGCCUCCUUUUGGUUGGAAUCUCAGGGUUCGCUUCUCAUUCAAAGAGGAAGUUUCGCCGUUUGGCUGCCUGCUAUGGCUCUCGAGAUCAUGAACCUGUUAUACAUCUUCAGAAUAGCAUGAUGAUGAUGAACAAUGGUGGUGCUUACGAGCCAUACAAUGGCGAACCGAGCAUGCUGCUGAGUGGGGAUCAGAGAAGAGGUCCGUUGUGGCAGAAGAACAUUCUCAUGGGAGGCAAGUGCCAGCUCCCAGAUUUCUCAGGUGUUAUCUUGUAUGAUGCCGAUGGGCUUGUUGUUCCACCGGCCAAUAACUCUCUUCCUCUGCUCACAUGGAAGUAA